This is a messenger RNA of Frieseomelitta varia, 5375 nucleotides long. It is a transcript of the gene Sk2, whose product is annotated as sphingosine kinase 1. The coding region runs from base 503 to 2449 and encodes 648 amino acids. Gene Ontology annotation, cellular component: membrane; intracellular membrane-bounded organelle; cytoplasm. Gene Ontology annotation, biological process: sphingosine biosynthetic process. NCBI's taxonomy places the organism in Eukaryota, Metazoa, Arthropoda, Insecta, Hymenoptera, Apidae. The transcript is spliced from 7 exons. The record is from RefSeq and is a predicted model, not a curated record.
ACUUCGGUGUGUUCGAAGCAGUUGAACGUUCGAAUGCGCGCAAGUAUAGAAGUAGCCGAGAUAAUGGUGAGAUAAUGUCUAUUAAUCGCAACACAGAAUAACACGUUUUUUUUAUAUUAAUCAUAUAUGGUUUGGAAAAAAACCCGACAGUGAUCACGAUUUAAAUUCCUCUCUUCCGUAAAUCGUAUCCCUUACCAAGGGAUAAUGUUACGGAUGCAUUGCACGGGAAACUGCACGUGCUUUGUUAAAUUCGUAACACGACAGCUCGAGUAAUUAAACUGACAGAAAAAUGUCUGAAGGAAUGAAAGGAUCUAACACGAAAAAUUAAGCCGUCGAGUGGUUUGGGGCAUCGAUGCUCUUUCUUAAAUGGAAUGGAAGUCUGCAAUAGAGGGAACUUCAUCAAGCUGGAACAGAGACGGAGUUUGUUUAUCAUGUGCCUUAACUACCACGAUAAUGAUCUGCCUAUAGUACUAUUAUCAAUGUGAUUGGUGUAUCUUGCUGAAUGAAAGGGAAUCAUCAGCGUGUCAUGGAGGACGGUGGUCAAGUGCAUUCUAACACUCUUCUUGAAGAAACGUUUUACGUUACGUCGAAGAAGAACACGUACUACAAGGUGAGACUAACGGAGAAGGGUCUCAGCCUAGAGAAAGACAAUAAUGGUGCAACGAAGGUUGAAACGAUCGUUCUAAACGACAUAAUAGGGUGCAGAUGUAUGCGUUCGAAACGCAAAAGCGCGGGAAGCUGUGUCUGUGGGCCAGGUACUUCGAGGUCUCAAUUCAAGCUCGUCGAGUCUGCGGAAGCGUAUCAAUGCUACGACGAGUUUGACACCUCGGCCUAUCUCUAUAUUUAUGCUUACACGUUGAAGAAGGCACGCAUGAAAGGUGUGAAGAGGCGAGAAAGGACCACGAUCACGCUACGGUUUCGCAGUUUUGACAAGUACGAAGAUAAUUUACGAGAGGCCAGCAGGUGGCGAUUAGCUAUAAAAUGUCUCAUUGUUGGCGUGCCUGUGCCUAAAAGUUUCAUGAGCCCCAGUCACGAGAACCUUGAGUCGCUGAUUAGCGCGUGUCCAGGUGAGCAGCGAAAGAUUCUGGUGUUGCUGAAUCCAAAGUCCGGGCCGGGAAGGGGCCGGGAAACGUUCCAGAAGAGGAUCCAUCCGAUUCUAUCGGAAGCUGAGAGGCCUUACGAGGUUCACAUCACCAAGUGUCCCAAUUACGCGCGCGAGUUCGUGCGUACGAGGGACAUCUAUCAAUGGAGCGGGCUAUUGAUGGUCGGGGGCGACGGUAUCGUGUUCGAGGUAGUAAACGGGCUUUUUCAGAGGCCCGAUUGGGAGAAAGCUCUAAAGGAAUUACCCCUUGGCGUGAUACCAUGCGGUUCCGGCAACGGCCUGGCGAAAUCCAUCGCGUACGCUAAACAGGAACCGUACGAUUACAAUCCUCUUCUCGUGAGCGCGCUGUCCGUGGUGAAGUUCAAGAAAGCGCAGAUGGAUUUGGUACGGGUUGAGACGAGGAGUCAGAUUCUAUUUUCAUUUUUAUCGGUCGGCUGGGGCUUGCUCGCCGACAUUGACAUUGAGAGUGAACGUCUCCGUGCGAUAGGCGGUCAGAGAUUCACCGUAUGGACUAUUGCCCGGCUGAUAGGAUUGAGAACGUACAAAGGGAAAGUGUCUUAUUUACCUUGCGAUAAACUGCCGUCCGUGGAUAGUUUAGGUAAUGGAAAGACCUACAAUGAGUACGCGAAGGAAACACAGAUAUCGCAUUCAAGGAGUUGCGGUGACGAUCUAGAUCGGUACAGCAGAAUCAGUGAAUCAAAGAGCUUUCACGAUGCACUCGAUGGGGAUCCUGCUAUUUUGGACGGAUCGUUCGAUAGCUACGACGAUAACGAAAUAAUAAGUGAAAAUAUCACGUUGGAAACGGAAGCUGAGAGAAGACAAAGGCUAGACAGUUUCUACUCUGCGACAUCCGCGAAAUCAACUUACUUUAGCACGGGUUCAAUUUCUAGCUAUCAUAGCAUUGAGGAUCCUAACAACGGAGAUGUUGAUCCAGAAAACAAUAGUGAAGUUAUGUAUGGUCCAUCGUCGAGGCUGCCCGCCUUAACUUCUGAAGUACCAAAUUCUUGGACGCAAAUUGAAGGAGAGUUCAUUAUGGUGCAUGCGGCAUAUCAAUCUCAUUUGGGCCAAGAUUAUUUCUUUGCACCUCGUGCCAAAUUGGCGGACGGUAUUAUUUGGCUCAUGAUAGUGAAAGCCGGAAUUACUCGAGCCAAUUUGCUCCAGUUCCUGUUGGGUUUAAGUAAUGGCACCCAUGUAACACGUUCUGGCGUCGACAUGAUACCGGUAAAGGCGUUCCGAAUAGAACCAGAAGGAACCAACGGUUACAUUACAGUGGAUGGAGAAAAAGUAGAUUAUGGACCCUUACAAGCCGAGAUAUUUCCAUCUUUAGCGUCGGUAAUGUCUCCUUGAUACAAAUUAGUAUUACACCUCGUACGGAGUUAGCAAUGGAAAUCAAAUUGUACAAUCUUAAGUUCAAUAAGAUAUUAUAUUAUGGUAGCAUGGUCCUGGUGACAAUACUGUAUUAAUAUGUUCGAAUUCGCGAUACGUAAAUACAAUUUAGCUCAGAGAAUCGCGAUAGAUGUAUAUUCUAGACUGUGAAGUUAAAUCAUUCCAUCAAAUGUAUACGAGUACGUAUAAAUUAAUGAGAUCAAUGCAGCCAUAGUUUAUAUAAGCUCAAUUUGUUAUUUCGUAGAGGUUUAUUGUUUGUACGGGAUGAUCCGAUACUAUUGUUUGAAGCUUUAUGGAGUAUGUUUUAUACAUCACAAUAAACAUGCGUUAAGUCUUCUUCUUUCUUUCAUUUUAUUCUCUCGAAGCAGUUAUUCAGUACUAUUACAUUAUUAUAUGAUCAUGUUAACUGUAAUAAAAAUUAUUCUCGAUGCAUUUUUAACUACAUUCCUAAUUGCAUCUCAUAAAUUUGCAUUUAACGAAAAUUAAAAUUCUUUUAUAUAACAUGUUCAUUUUUCAAGAAAAGUCUAAAAAUUAAUGACUAUUUUCGUUUGUAUAACUGUAAAAAUUCUGUAAUUUAAUUCAUUUUUUAUACUUUCAAUCUACGGAUAUUACAAGUAUCUUAAAAAUAAAAGAGUGCAUAAAACUUCGAAUCAUCCCGUGACACCCUUCAAUAGUGCUGGUUAACUAGUGAUCAUUAAAUUUUAUUAGCUAGCCUAAAUCGUAAGUUUUUGAACUAUUUCCUAUAUGAUAUAAUGGGUGCAACUAUAAAAUGUUUCAUGGGGCUUUAUCCUAGUUAGCAAGUACUAUUGUUGAGCUUAGUAGCACAUUGAUCGAAUGAUAGACAGCUAAUCCUCGACUUACACAAAUACGUAUUGAUUAUGAAAUUUAGAUAUGAAUCGAAACCAAUGUUAUAAAAAUAUAGUAAUAAGUACCAGUGAGUAACUCGACGAUUAGAUGUAUGUUUCUCCUUGUUAUUUAUUAGAAACUAUCAUCAAAAUUCACUGAGAAUUUUAUACGCUUCUUCCGUUCAAAAUUGUCUGGCAAUUUUUUCAGUAAUAUAAGUACAUAGAUUGUAUUUCUUAAACAAUUAUAAUAGCGUUACGCAUAUAAUAGCUUCCAUUGCAAGCACAAAAGAAUUAAUUUGAUCUUCUCGAUCAAAUUUUUUUAAGCUUGUACACAUUUUAUCGACCGGACUGUAAUUGUCACGCAGUCUAAAUGCCAACGCUGUAGUAUUGAUUUAGUCGCGAUAGUGCUCAAAUCUUGUACAUUUAGAUGCAUUUUUAGGUUAAAGGAAGAACAUGUCAAUCUUUCGAUACAACGCACAGAUACCGUCUUAUGCUCACGAGAUAUUUUUUCGAGAUUCUAUUAGCCACGAUUUAUCCGACGUAAGAACAUAUCAUAAUAAUUAACGGAUAAAAUGCGGAACAUUAAGGAUGAAAAAAAGAAAAGAAAAAACAGAAACCAGAAAACACCAGAGAAAUGUUUGAUUAACAACCGCGUAACAACUUCGAAACGAUGUUUGUAUAAAAUUGCAGAAAUGAUCUUGCAUAUUGUUAUAUAGUUGCGCUUUAAUAUCGAAACAAAGAGCUUUUAUUUAUCAUAAAGAAGUUUCAUCGAUGUUCUCAUAGCUAUUAAAGGCACUUUUAUAGAGAUAAUUAAUAAUAAUAAUUUGUAUAAAUUGUAUUGUUUUAUAUGUAAUUACAAUGUUGUAAAUUUGUGCCAAGAGAUGCGAAAAGAUAAUUAAGAAGUAUAUAUAAUGGAUGAUUUCCUUUUCCUCGUUUAUAUUAUUUAGUUUAAGAAUUUAUCUUUAGUUUUGUGCCAAAUUCUCUGUUCGUACCUGUUCGUACCAAAAUGUCAAGAAUCGUCAUGUACACUUGUAUAUAUUUCAAGUGGUUAAACUUUCCACGAAGUAAAAAAAGCAAUUACAUUCAUUGUUUUACAUGCCGUACAAAAGAAUACAGAAGAGUUUGUAAAUUAUUAACGUUUUUCCAAAAGUCAAAGGAACACGAUAAUUUUAUUUACAGAAAGGCACAAAACAAAAAAAGAGGUCAGGAAAUAAUAUCAAGUUUUGUUUGUUAUCUUCAGACAAUCACUUUCAUUUCACGCAUAAAGAAGAAAUCAAAUUUAUAAUUUUGCAAAUUAAUUAUGUACAAAAGAUAUUCCAAGUUAAAUAUCCAUAAGAUUUCAAUGGCACACUUGUAAUAGAAAAUUAUCUUUUGUAAUUAUGAAUAUGUUUAUGCUUACUAUAAAAAGUUCUAUUUGAUCCUUUCUAGUCAUAUAGCACUUUUUAAAUGAUUUUUGAUCUUGAUUAACAUAUAUAAAAGAACUGUAUUUAGAGAGGGAGAAUGAAUUAAAACCAAUUUUUUUCAAAUAUACUAAUAAACAAAAUUUCUAAGGAUCGACAAUUAAAAAUUUAACAAUAACUAUAAUUAAAUAAUUACUUCACAGAUCUUUUGUAGAAAUAUGACUAGUAAGGAUUUUCAAAUUAAGAUAUAAAAUACUAAAUAAAAUUUCUGUUUAAUAUUUAUCCUCAAAUUUUUAACAAAUGUAAUUCUGUUGAACAUAAUUUUUUAAUAAUUUUUUUCAUUUCUGUUAAUUUAUCUCUAUUAUAUAUUGUAUUAUUAAAAAUAGAGCAAAUAAUUGUAUACCGUUGUAUAAAAAAAAAAGAAAGAAAUGCUAAAUUUUGGUAUACUCUUAGGAAAACACUAAAUUGCUGAAAAUAAAAAAAAUUUGAUUUAUCAUCAAUAAGAUUAAUAUGUAUGUAUAAUACUAAUUUUUCUUAUUCCGCUAUUUUUCAGCGGAACGAUCGUUAAUAUUUUCGAAAAUAAUGAAAGUUAUUUAAUAUGAUAGCGAAUACAGAGGUGAUAAUAAAUUUCUUUACACAAAA